AUGGAGUCUAGUGGGGGUGGAAACCUUGUCGUGAAAUUGAUGCCUCCCCUUGUCUUAAUCAAGACAAAAAUAGAGGUUGCAUGUCAAAGGAGUGAACACGUUGGUCAUUUUGUCCAAAUAUAUCAGGAGUCGAUUGGUCAUGAUUUAGAGAUUGCUUGUCACUUAGAGUGUGAAGGGCAACGUGACGUCGUAUUUGGAGUCAAUCCCAGUGAUCAUCAUAGAGUUGGCGUGUUGGCAUUUAAGGGUACUUGGAUAAUAAAUUCGGUCAAUGUAAGUAGGUAUCAUUGGGUGGCCGCUAAAAUAGUUAGGAAUCCAUUUGUCCUGAACACCACUAAGGUCAUAGCUCAUGUCAACAUCAUAAUAGGUGAUAUGUUGAACUGGGUGAUUCUGCCAUUAGGUCCAGAUGUGAGGGUGUGUAAUACUUUUGAGGGUUGUUCGAUUCCCUUGUAUGAGUGUCUCUUUAACAUGUUUGGUAUACAUCUACUUAUCUCUAAUUUUGAGGUGGCCGUGUUGAAACACUUAAAAAUUCCCCCUCACAACUUCAUCCUGGAGCCUCGACCUUCAUAUUGA
This is a messenger RNA of Vicia faba (fava bean), 570 nucleotides long. Lineage: Eukaryota; Viridiplantae; Streptophyta; Magnoliopsida; Fabales; Fabaceae. The record is from the annotation of a GenBank genome assembly.